Messenger RNA from Parasteatoda tepidariorum (common house spider), 1915 nucleotides. Its product is annotated as peroxisome biogenesis factor 10. The record is from RefSeq and is a predicted model, not a curated record. Gene Ontology annotation, biological process: protein import into peroxisome matrix. NCBI's taxonomy places the organism in Eukaryota, Metazoa, Arthropoda, Arachnida, Araneae, Theridiidae. Gene Ontology annotation, cellular component: peroxisomal membrane. Gene Ontology annotation, molecular function: zinc ion binding.
UGUUUCGAUUCCGAUAAUACUUGUUUGUAAACAAUCGAACUAGAAAUUUGUUGAAGAGCUUGUGUAACUUUUUAUUUUACAAAUUUAUUUAUAUUUUUAUAAAAUUACAGUGACUACUCAUCUUCAACUAUGAGUAAACAUCAAGCUGCUGGAACUGCAGAAAUUUUAAGAUCUGCUCAAAAAGAUGAAGAAUCUUUACGUUAUAUGAGACAUAUAAUCUCAGACAUAACACAGAGAUGCUUAGGUAUUCCUUUUUGGAUGAAAUGGAAGGAUCUUAGUAACACUUGCUCAGACUUUUUAUUUUUUAGUUUAACUACUUUAUCUGGAUUACAAACACUUGGAGAAGAAUAUUCAAAUAUCAUACAAGUUGACAAAUCUUUGACAUCAAUACCAUCAAAAUGGAUUAGGUUGAAAGACAUUAUAAUUAAAACAUUUGGUCACUACUUCUUACUUAGAUACCAAACCUAUUUAGAGAAUAAACUGGCAAUCAUUACUCCUUCACCCUCUGCAGAUAAUGAUCCCAUCAUUGCUGCAUUUAUUGCUCACUUACCUACUAUAUUCAAGGCCAUCGCUAUUAUGCAGCGGAUUCACCUGAUUGCCUUUUAUUUUACUGGGUCCUACUAUGACUUUUCCAAGAGACUGACUGGUAUAAAAUAUGUUGUUAUACGUCGUUGGCUGACUAAUCCAGCUUAUCAAACUUCUUAUAAAUUUUUAGCUUGGAUAGCUGCUUCUCAACUUUGUCUCAGUUUAGUAAUAUCUGCAUACUCUGCGAAAAUUAAAAAUACAGCUACUUGUAAAGACAAGGAAGAAAAACAAAACCCAAGUGAAGUGAUAAGUUUGAGAAACCAAUGUUUUCUAUGUUUUGACAAAAGGAGUUCUAGUACAGCUACCCCCUGUGGUCAUCUAUUCUGUUGGUCUUGCAUAACAUCUUGGAUGCAGAACAAAGAAGAGUGUCCACUCUGUCGAGAAAGCUUCCCACCCUCAAAGCUUGUGCUGUUGCAGAAUUAUUAUUAAAUUAUGAUGUAUGUGAUAUCAUCUAUAUGAUUUGUUCCUGUAUUGUUUUUAUUUAUAUAUAUUAAUUUUAUAUUACUGUUAACAUAUAUAUGUAUAUUAGGUGCAUUUUGUUUUAACAUAUACUUAAUUUAUACUUCUAGGACUAAUAUUUAGUUUUUAUUAUACUUGUCUUUUUCUCUCUAAUUAUUUUUUAUUGUUAUUUAUUUUGUUUUUUGUUAAUUUUUUUAAGAAAACCUUAACAUUUUUGAUAACCAAUAAGAUUUUGAUUAUAUUUGGGUAAGAGUUGUUGCAGUUAAAUACAAGUUUCAAUUAUUGUUUGUCAGAUGCUUCCUUAAGAUACUGAGUAUAUAAAAACUAGCUUAAGAUACUGAGUAUGUAAAACUGGCUAAUUCUACUAUUACAAGAUAAACUUCAUUACUCUUAAAAAUUUAGCAUUCUGUUUCUUUUUUAAUAAUGUAUCAAGUUAGGUUACUAUGAUGUUUUAGUUAAAUAAAUUAAUGUUACUUCAAAUUGUAUUUAUUUUUUCUUUUCCCACUUUUUUUAAAUCAUAAUUUAAAAUUUUAGCAUUCAAUUUGAGCGAUGUAAUGACAGUUUAGGAAGUUACACAUUUAAUCCAUUUCAAUUAUUAUUUGUCCUUUUUCAAUAAGCAUUAGAGUAAAAAAACAUGGAUUCGGAAAAUAUUAAUUCUGUGAAACCUGUAUAAAUUACUAAUUUUGGUACAUUGUUUUAGUGGUCAACUUAUAGACUGGGAUGAAUCAUUUUUUUAUCACUUGUUUUAGUUUGUUAUCCUUAUAAGUAUAGUGCCAUGUUGUUCUUAUAUUUCUUAUUCAUUACAAUAUAUAUUGAAGAUAAAUGUAACUAAGUAUUUUUAGCAUAAUAUUAAAAUUUUAUUUAGGAAAUA